CCAUGGACGACCCUCAACCAGAGUCGGAGACGGGCGGCGGCACCCGCUACGUCAAGGUACGGACCGUCGGCAAGGGCGCCUUCGGCACCGCCGUCCUCUACCGCAAGGAGCCCGAGGGGUCGCUGGUCGUCAUCAAGCAGGUGCCCGUGCUGGAGCUGUCGGCCACGGAGCGGGUGCGCGCCCUCAACGAGGCCCGCGUGCUGGCGCUGCUCUCGCACCGCAACGUGGUGCGCUACCUGGGCUCCUGGGAGCGCGACGGCUGCCUGCUGCUCGAGAUGGAGUUCGCCGGCGGCGGCACCAUGGCCCAGUUCCUGGCGGCGCGCACGGCGCGCAACGCCGCGCUGUCCGAGCGCCGCGCCCUCGCCCUCUUCUCGCAGGUGGCCUCCGCCAUCCGGCACAUGCACGCCCACAACGUGCUGCACAGGGACCUGAAGACAGAAAACAUAUUCCUCACAAAGGACAACGUGGUCAAGGUGGGCGACUUCGGUAUCUCCAAGGUGAUGGGGACGCAGGUGCAGGCCGAGACGGUGCUCGGCACACCUUACUACCUCAGCCCUGAGAUGUGCGAGGGCCUCCAGUACGACCAGAAGUCGGACGUGUGGGCGCUGGGCUGCGUGCUGUACGAGCUGCUGGCCUUGCGCAGGGCCUUCUCCGCCCCGAGCCUGCCCGCGCUCGUGCGGCGCAUCGUGGCCGCCGACUACCCGCCGCCGCCCACCAGGUACUCGGCGGGCACGCGCGGCCUGCUGUCCAGCCUGCUGCAGACGGACCCCGGGGUACGGCCCUCCGCCAACGUGAUCGAGGACCAGCUGUUGCCGCCGCUCCAGGCCGCCGCCAACCUCUCGACGGACGCCGACUCGCUGGACGGCACGCAGGGCCCGUGCGCCAGGAGCGUGGUGUUUGAGCUGCGCGCGUCCAACUGCUUCGUGUCCCUCACCCCCGUGGCGCUGCCGGCCAGGGCGGCGCUGAGGGAGCUCGCCGUCAGCAAGACCCACUGCGUCGCCCUCACGCAGGAGCAGGUGGUGUUCACUUGGGACGUGGUGGACUGGCGGGGCGGCGCGUCCUUCAGCGCGGGCCUCGAGUCCUGGCGAAAGCCCCAGCACCAGCCGCAGUGCGUGGAUGCGCUCACGGGCCUGGGCAUCACGAGGGUUGGUGCUGGUGACGGCUUCAGCGUGUUCGCCUCCGACUCCGGGGCGGUGUUGACGUGCGGCGACGGCGCGGAGGGCUGCCUCGGCCACGGGGACUACUCGCACUGCGUACGCCCGAGACUCGUCGAGAAGCUGCUGGCCGCUGACGUGGUGGCGCUGGCCGUGGGGCCGUCGCACGUCCUGGCGCUCGGCGGGGACGGCUGCCUGCACGCCUGGGGCCGCGGCAAGCACGGCCGCCUGGGCCUGGGCCACCAGCAGGACGCGUUGCUGCCCGCCGCCGUGCCGCUGCCCCAGGGCGCCGUGGUCCGCUCCGUGCACGCCGGCCCCGACUGCUCCGCCGUCGUGUCGACCGCCGGGGAGCUGCUGCUGGCCGGCGACAACUCGAGCGGCAAGCUGGCGCCGGCCAAGGGGCUGCGCACCAAGCUGCCGGGCUGGCUCGGGGGCGCCGGACGCGGGCCGUGGCUGCGCUUCCGCGCCGUGCACCUGCCCGAGCCGGUGCGGGACGUGUGGCUGGCCGAGGACCACGUCGCGGCCCUCACGGACACGGGCAGGCUCCUCGCCCUGGGCGACGGCGCGCCCGGGCCGAGCGCCGCGCAGCCUGACCGUACCUUCGCCAUGGCGAGCGCGGGGCCGACCUACACGGUGGCCUCCACUCCGGACAACGUCCUCUUCUUCUGGGGCCGCUGGGCCGACGGCAAGCAGGUGGGCGUUCCCUCUGGCUCCGGCACUCAGCAGCAGGUUGGCGCGCCUGCGCCCACGCACAGGGAGCUGCUGGCGCUGUACGCGUCGCCGCAGCAGGUGGAGCGCGGCGAGGGCCUGAGCGUGGCCGGCCUGUUCGCCCUUCCCUGCUCCGUGCUGCUCCACGUGUCCACCUGCGUGCCGCUCGCGCGCAUGUCCAGGGUCGCUCCCGGCCCGGUCGAGGACCAGGGGGACCCGGCCGACGAGGACGGGGAGUGCGACUCCCUGGGACCCAUUCCAGACUGGCUUCAAGAAGAACUGGCGCAAUCCGAAAACCAAUGGGAAGGACCACAGUGAUGGAUUAUUUAAGUUUACGACCUUAUUUGUAAUAGUUGAAAUAAAAUAUAUUUUAUUUUCUUGUAAUAUGGACCUGUGG
Molecule: messenger RNA, 2259 nt
Organism: Frankliniella occidentalis (western flower thrips)
Lineage: Eukaryota; Metazoa; Arthropoda; Insecta; Thysanoptera; Thripidae
Product: serine/threonine-protein kinase Nek8-like
Exons: 15
Coding region: 3-2180 (725 amino acids)
Biological process (GO): protein phosphorylation
Molecular function (GO): protein kinase activity; ATP binding
Source: RefSeq, a predicted model, not a curated record